AUCAUUCCAGAUGCCAUAGCAGGGCUCGAAUAUCUAGAGGAACUCCGUCUUUCUUCCAACCUUCUGGUCUCAUUGCCUGAUUCCAUUGGACUGCUGUCUAAUCUUAAGGUUUUAGAUGUAUCAGGUAACAAGCUCAAGGCAUUGCCAGAUAGCAUUUCGAGGUGCAGAUCCCUGGUCGAGCUGGAUGCAAGCUACAAUGAACUCACUUAUCUGCCAACUAACAUUGGCUAUGAGCUAGUUAAUCUGGAAGAGCUUUGGAUCCACCUGAAUAAGAUUCGCUCUCUUCCCACAUCUGUUUGUGAGAUGAGAUCGUUGCGCCUUCUGGAUGUGCACUUUAAUGAACUUCGGGGACUGCCUUAUGCUAUAGCGAAAUUGACAAAUCUUGAAACUCUAAACAUAAGCAGCAACUUCAGCGAUCUGCAAGAGCUGCCUCCCACAUUUGGUGAUCUGAGCAACCUCAGGGAACUUGAUCUCAGCAACAAUCAGAUCCAUGCACUGCCAGAUACAUUUGGUCGUCUAGAUAAACUGACUAAGCUUAACUUGGACCAGAACCCACUGAUUAUUCCACCGGCAGACAUUGUGAAUGAAGGUGUGGAAGCAGUCAAGGAAUACAUGGCAAAAAGAUGGGUUGACAUUUUACUAGAGGAAGAGAAAAAGAGCGUGUCUCAAGAAAACACACCUCGAGCUGGUUGGCUGACACGGAGCACUUCAUGGUUGAGUGAUGUGGUUUCUGGAGUUUCUGGAAGUGUUGCAGAUUAUCUGGGUACUAAAGAGAAAAACAGAGAUCCAAUUCUUGAUCAGCAGUUGUGAUUUCAUUUUCAUGCAGCCUUGGUAUGGUUAGUUUCAUUAGCAUGUACAGUUUUUUUGAUCACUGCAAUACUGGGAAUUAGAUGCCCAUCUCAGAAACUGUGGCAUUCU
Elaeis guineensis (African oil palm) is the source of this 918-nucleotide messenger RNA. The record is from RefSeq and is a predicted model, not a curated record. NCBI's taxonomy places the organism in Eukaryota, Viridiplantae, Streptophyta, Magnoliopsida, Arecales, Arecaceae.